AUGAGUUCUACUUAUGGUUGGCUCACUGAAAGUGCACUGGCCAUUGAACGGCCUGUUCCUCUCCGGGGGGUUUCUCAACAGUCUCAACUUCGCCUGUCGGCGAUCGUGAGGAAACAGCGGGAGAGUCUACAACAACGACUAGAUGCGCAGCGAUAUCUCUUUGUUGAGGCCGCCAAAGAAGGUAGAGUAUUCACGCAUGAUGCCCCGUGUUCCCGCAGAUGGACGCGUCCAUCGAAAAAGCCAUUAGAUUGGAUUGGGCGACAGUUAGCUGGCAAGAAUGAAGGCGUUACCUUGAGGAAUGCUGCUGACGAACUCGACCGGAUAAAUAAUACUCGGGACGUCAACACUGUAUCGAUCCACUUGGAGAGGAAAGCAAAACUGUAUGAUCGACUAGUAGGAGGAGUGGCUCAUAAUACGUCCGCCGCACAGCUUCUUCAACUGAAUCAGAAACGCCGCAUUGCCCAGAGGGACAAUCCAGCGGUGGAGCCAACUGGCCCGCUCCUUUCGACAGAAGCUCUCGCUGAGCUCCUAAACCUUCCCGAAGGUUCCAACGCCGGCCUAGACGAUGAAAAGUACGUCUUGAAACAGGGGGGGGUAUGA
Messenger RNA from Eimeria mitis, 600 nucleotides. RefSeq lists its product as uncharacterized. The transcript has 4 exons. The record is from RefSeq and is a predicted model, not a curated record. Bases 1 to 600 code for a protein of 199 amino acids. Lineage: Eukaryota; Apicomplexa; Conoidasida; Eucoccidiorida; Eimeriidae.